AUGGAGGGCUCUGUGCUGAGCCCCACAUCCUGGGAGAGGCGACGGGCCUGGCUCCGACAGAGCCGGCACUGGCAGACCCAGGUCCUGGAAGAGGAGGCUGCCGCAGCCCUGCAGGGUGUCCCAGAUCCCGAGCCUUCUGGCCUGGAUGAUGUUUUCCAGGAAGGGAAUCCAAUCAACAAGAUUGAAGACUGGCUGCAGGAUUGUGGAUACUUUGAAGAAGGGUUUUUUGAGGAAGCAGGACAGCCGAUCCACAACGGGUGCCCCAGCCAUGGAACCAGCUUUGAAGAUGACUUGACCCUCGGAGCAGAAGCCACACUGUUGGCCGCCAACAGCAAACUCUUCUCCAGGAGCUUCCUGGAGACAGCCCGGCCUGGGCAGCUACUGGAUCUUGGCUGCAGUUUGGCUUCCAGUAGCAUGACUGGUGGGACCAACAAGACUAGUUCAAGCAUCUCAGAGAUUCUGGACAAGGUGCAAGAAGAUGCAGAAGAUGUCCUUUUCAGUCUGGGCUUUGGCCAGGAGGACCACAAAGACACUUCUCGAAUUCCUGCCCGAUUUUUCACCACUCCGUCUCAGGCCAAAGGCAUUGAUUUCCAGCUCUUCCUGAAGUCCCAGGUGCGGAGGAUUGAGAUGGAAGACCCGUGCCUCAUGCUGGCCAGCAGGUUUAAGCAAGUGCAAACACUGGCCGUCACCGCCGAUGCCUUCUUCUGUCUCUACUCCUACGUAUCUAAGACCCCUGUCCAAAAGUUCACACCAUCCCACAUGUUCUGGAAUUGCAACGCAACUGAUGUGCCAUCCAUCAAGAUUCUGGCCCCAGAACCUGAACCUCACUCACCCAGAGAGCGCCUCCGGAAAGCCAUCUCCAAAAUGUGCCUGUACACGUGCCCACGAGAUAGGCUGUCACCACCCGACCACACCCCCAAAAGGAACAGUUUAGACCAGGUGGUGUGGGAAGUGAUGGACAGAGUGCGAGGAGAGAAGUUGGUCCUCCAGCAAGACUCUGGGUUUGGACCAGUCCCACAGGGAGAUCCUGUGCCCCCCAUCAGGGGUACAAAGCUGCCCACUUCUUCCUGUCCAUGUGCCCUCUGCUUUAAAGAGGAAACACAGCAGGGGAUGUCCACAUUGCAAGAACCAUCAGAAACCCUGGAUUCUAACCCCUGUUGCACACAUUCUCUGCCCAGAGCAGAUCUGCAGUGGAGCACAGACCCUGCACAGGUAAAGAGACAGCUGUGGGGUCUACAAGCCACCAGUAAGGAAGCCCAUUCAGCCAAGGAUGAGACCUUCUGGAAAAGAAAGAGCAGAGCAAGAAAGAGUCUGUUUCAGAAGAAUCCCAUGGGCAGGAAGGUUAAAUCACUGGACCUGUCCACCAUCCAACAGAAAUGGAAACAGGGCCAAGAGAGAACAGAACUGCACCAAUCUCUAACCCAGCAGCUGCAGGACACUUUGGACUUGGAGGUGCAAAGCAACAGUGAGGAGGAAGAGAGCCACUGGCCCAGCAGAUCCAGAAGCCACCACCUCUACCAGACUUUUGCUGGCAAAGACUCAGGAAGCUUUUACCACCACCACAGCACGUGCUCUGACGGCAGCAGCUUCAUAGAAGAGCCUAACUCCCACCUCCUCUUGCAGGAGGCUGUAUGGCCUCCAGUAUCCAGCUCCUGCUCUCUGGCCCUACAAACUCCUAAUCUCAGUAGGAGAAAAGCAGCAUGGUACACCGGGCAGAAGACCAGAGUAAGAGACUUGGAAUCUCCAUCCUGAUGCUAUCAUGAACAGCAUGCACAGAGACAGACCUUAGGCAGUCACUUCAUUUCUCUUUGGUUUUUCUACUCUGUGGGUAUUAGAAUACAUGAUCUACAUGAUAGGGACAGUGGUAACCUGGACAAAUACUUAAUUUUCUCUCAAGCUUUGACACUGCCUAGGACAGUUAGAAGAUUUAAGGAUGAUCAAAUUUGAGGAACAAGGGUUGCUACUGGAAUACUCUCAAAGGGCUCAAGCUAAAUGAGGAAGCACAAAUCCCACUUUCAGGCCCUGAAACCUUGGUGCAGCCUACAGUAGGAUUCCCUCUGAGCCUCUGUUCAUCCCUCUGUGCUCCCAAUUAAAUCCCAGGAAGUCGUCCACCAUACAGGGUCCUGUUUUUCUUCUUGAGGCCUCAUCCAAGGAGAUACUCUUGGAGCCUCCCCACUAAAACCCUUU
This is a messenger RNA of Lagenorhynchus albirostris (white-beaked dolphin), 2187 nucleotides long. It is a transcript of the gene TESPA1, whose product is annotated as thymocyte expressed, positive selection associated 1. The record is from RefSeq and is a predicted model, not a curated record. NCBI's taxonomy places the organism in Eukaryota, Metazoa, Chordata, Mammalia, Artiodactyla, Delphinidae. The transcript is spliced from 10 exons. The coding region runs from base 1 to 1752 and encodes 583 amino acids. Gene Ontology annotation, molecular function: signaling receptor binding.